Molecule: messenger RNA, 899 nt
Organism: Rubroshorea leprosula
Lineage: Eukaryota; Viridiplantae; Streptophyta; Magnoliopsida; Malvales; Dipterocarpaceae
Source: the annotation of a GenBank genome assembly
GUAGUUGGCCUCCUCAUUUCUUUAUCAGCCUUCCUCCUUCCUCCUUCCUUUCCCUGCUCAUCCUUCUUCUUUCUUAUUCUUUCUCUCUCUCUUCUCUCUUCUCUCUUCUUCUUCCUCUCCAGAUCUGGGCUUUCUCAAACCCAGAUCUGGGCUUUCUCAAACCCAGAUCUAGGUUCUCUCAACCCAGCUUCAACAACAACUAUGCCUUCCUUUAGCAAAUUAAUAAAUGACACUUCAGCAUCUAGUAGAUAUGGAUGCAAAUACAGAAGGUUCUCCUCAAACCUUUGGCUAAAAUUUUGCCAAAUAGUUGGUGAAUCGUUUAAGAAAACGAAAAUUUCUAAGAAAAACUUACUUUUAUUUCAUAAAAAUGUUUCUUUUUUACAUUUGAAAUGGAGACCUAGUUUCUCUCCUAAUUCUCAAACUUCAAAAUCGUAGUAAGAAACGACACUUAAAUAAGCAGAAAAUGGGAAAGCCAAGAUGAGCAACAUUGAAACAGGUUACAAUCUCUUCGUCACCACCUUCUCUUCGGACAGUAGAGUUUUCCAGAUUGAGUACACCGCCAAGGGGGAACUGAAUUUUAGGGAUUUGUCAAUACUAGAAUAAAUCCAAUGUUUCAAAUAGUUGUGUGGUAAUUGUAAUUGAAAGAUAGUUUUUGAGGUACAGAAGAGUGAGCAUUUGGAGUUGCAUUUGGAGUUGCAUUUGGAAGUGAGAGGUGCAACAGUCCUACAGUACUUCUUUGGUUUAGUUUAAGUUAUUUCUGGAUUGUGGAAUAUUUAGAAAUGAAGACUUAUUUGCUAUGAUCUAUUGCUAUGAGAUUUAUGUGGGAUUUUAUAAAGUGAGGAUCAAGUGUUUGGAUUUGACCAAUUCCCUGUACAUGUUAAUAAAGAUGGAGUUUAGUA